AUGGGGACAUCCAGGUUGUUGGUGUUUAUGACGCUUACGGUGUGCUGGAUACCUCCCGGGAUAAGCCAGAUAGCCAAUGCGGCAGGCACAGGUCUGAAUCCCGACCUUCUCGAAUUGGAGUUACCUGAUGGUGUAACCCUCGGGCCGAUUGCUGUCCCAGCAGCAGCGACAACCACAACGGCUGCAACUACCUCGGCGAAUGGAACGGCUGCCUCAGGUGGAACGGGUGGUUCUGGAGGAACGGCUUCCACAGGGGGCAAGGGUGGUUCUGGAAGAACGGCUGGUUCUGGUAGUGGCGGUGGUGGAUCAGGUGGUGGCAAAGGUGGAGGAUCCAGUGUUCUGGACGUUUUAGGGACUUUGCUCGGAAUAGGUGGUGGUGGUGGUGGCGGUGGAGGGGGUGGUGCACAGGGUGCCAUACAGGCGGCAUUACUCAAUGAGAUUGUAGAAGUGGAUGCAAAGGGCCCUCAGCCGGCACGUACCGGACCGAGGCCGCCGGAUUACGAAAAGGAAGUGGAGUUAAGGCCGAAUGGAAGAGGAGGGCUGCAGUCCGUGGUGGAUGUGGAAGGCGGUCUCAGGAAGCGAGUCCGCCAGAGACCUAGUAAUGAUGGCGGCGAUGAAGGCCAGAGGAGAAGGCGACCGAGGCCGGGCAACGACGGUGGCGACGAAGGACAGAGAAGACGACGACCCGUGCAAAGAAGGCGACGACCCAGGCGACGUCAAUGA
This is a messenger RNA of Liolophura sinensis, 723 nucleotides long. Its product is annotated as ESX-1 secretion-associated protein EspB-like. The record is from RefSeq and is a predicted model, not a curated record. The coding region runs from base 1 to 723 and encodes 240 amino acids. Lineage: Eukaryota; Metazoa; Mollusca; Polyplacophora; Chitonida; Chitonidae. The transcript has a single exon.